GUACUCCUGCAAGUGGCUGAUGAUUUCAUCGACAGCAUUGUCAACUCGGCCUGUCAGAUCGCCAAACACAGGAAGUCCACUACUUUAGAGGUCAAGGACGUUCAGCUCCACCUUGAGAGGAACUGGAAUAUGUGGAUUCCCGGUUUUGGAUCUGAUGAACUACGUCCAUACAAGAAGGCGUGUUCUACAGAAGCUCACAAACAGAGAAUGGCCCUCAUACGCAAGACAUUGAAGAAAUACUGAAUUCUCCACACCGUGAAUGUUGCCGAGACAGAAUGGUGUAACAGUUGUGAUGUAUUGAAGUGUAUACAGUUGUCUGAUGUUGUAUGGUACCUAUGUAUUGUCAGAACAAUUUGUCUAGCUAUGUUUAGUGUUCAUUUGGUGGAGACACUUUUCCCUUCCGUGUAAAUGUGUUCAGAAUGACAGAACUAUUAAAUAGUAGGGUUUACACUGCUCUGCACUGACUGUUAUGGUCCAAAUAGAUAACAAAUAGCAUAAUUCUGGAAUUGAAUUGAAUAACCAUAUUGAUUUAUUGCAAAAGAUUGAUUAAACAGCAGAUAUUAUGUCAAACUUGAAAUGAUAGGUUUUUGAUACCCGUGUCAUUCCCCCUUCCAUGGUGAAAUCAAACUCUCAUGUAACAAAUACAGUAAGGGCGUCUCCUAUGUAAACAAUGCACAUGGAGGGCUAUGUGUUAUGAUUCAGCCAGUCCUAGCACUUUUGAUAAAAAAAUUCACGUGUGUAUGACAAUGUCCAUUUAAGCAGGAGUGAAAGUGAAUAAAUCUGUGCUAUUUAUGUAACUGAGAUAUCAUGUAAGUGUGUGAAGAAUGUAAUAAAAAAAUCCAUUUUA
Mizuhopecten yessoensis (Yesso scallop) is the source of this 847-nucleotide messenger RNA. Its product is annotated as transcription initiation factor TFIID subunit 12-like. The transcript has 3 exons. Gene Ontology annotation, cellular component: transcription factor TFIID complex; SAGA complex; SLIK (SAGA-like) complex. Gene Ontology annotation, molecular function: TBP-class protein binding; protein heterodimerization activity; DNA binding. The annotation marks the transcript as partial. The record is from RefSeq and is a predicted model, not a curated record. NCBI's taxonomy places the organism in Eukaryota, Metazoa, Mollusca, Bivalvia, Pectinida, Pectinidae. Gene Ontology annotation, biological process: DNA-templated transcription initiation; RNA polymerase II preinitiation complex assembly.